CAAACAGAAUAAAUACAGCUUUUCUUGAGCCCUUAUUAGAAUAUCAACUAUCUUCACCGUUAGAGCGACUUAACUUAGAGGAAAACCCAGACUUCUUAGAAGUUUCUGAAGAAAGGGUUUUAUCACAGCUACAAAAACUCAACCCCAGUAAAAGUGGUGGCCCUGACGAAGUGCCCAAUUGGCUCUUGCGAGAGUAUGCUGUAAUCCUUGCCCUCCCAAUUAGUCUACUCCUAAAUGCAUCCUACAAACAACAACGCCUACCUGCAAUAUGGAAACUUGCGAAUGUUUCACCGCUGCCAAAAGUAAAAAUAGUACAGGACCUGAAAAAAGAACUUAGGCCCAUUUCAUUAACACCUAAUAUUUCGAAGGUUGCAGAGCAUUUCGUUGUUAAUGAUUAUGUGAAACCAGCUGUUUUGAAGAAAAUUGACCCCAAUCAGUAUGGAGCAAUCCCUAAAUCAUCGACGAUUUUUGCUCUUCUUAGUAUGGUGCAUAACUGGACCUCCGGGCUUGACGGUACCGGUUCUACAACUAGAAUCAUUCUAUUCGAUUACCAAAAAGCUUUUGAUCUAAUUGAUCACAGAAUUUUGUUCAAUAAACUACUUCAGUUAGAUCUACCACGAAGUGUUAUAAAUUGGAUUAUUGAUUUCUUAAGUAACAGAUUCCAAAGAGUCAAACUUUCACAAGGAUGUUUUUCAGAUUGGGGUGCAGUACCUUCGGGCGUCCCUCAAGGCACCAUUUUAGGUCCAUGGCUCUUUUUAAUCCUGAUAAAUGAUUUAUCUAUCACAGAUACUGACUUAUGGAAAUACGUGGACGAUACGACAGUAUCGGAAACAGUUGACAAAAACCAACAGAGUAGAGCACAGACAAUUGCUAAUUAGAUGUCACAAUGGUCCCAAAACAAUAAAAUGAAGCUGAAUGAAGAGAAAUGUAAGGAGCUCCGUAUUUCCUUCUCAAAAGUCCCUCGUGAUUUUAACCCGAUACUUAUUAACAAUAAAAGUAUUAGAGUCGUAAAAUCCGUUAAACUUCUGGGCUUGUCAUUCGAUAAUAACCUGACGUGGAAUCUACAUAUCGAAGAGGUAGUUAAAAAAGUAUCCAAACGAAUCUAUUACCUGAUCCAACUCAAACGGGCCAGUAUUCCUCGGAAUGAUCUGGUUCUAUUUUAUGUUACAUGUAUUCGAUCUGUUAUCGACUAUGGUAUCCCUGUCAUUUACUAUUCGUUGCCAAAAUACUUGCGUUCCGAAUUGGAAAGAUUACAAAAAAGAGCUAUUAGAAUCAUCUGUCCAAACACUAAUUACGAAGACGCUUUAAUUAGUUGUGGAUUGGAGUCACUGUCUGUUCAUCAUGAAAAUAUUUGUACUAGUUUAUUUCAAACAGUAGUUGCUGAUGAAAAUCAUAAGUUACGAAGUUUACUGCCACCUAUACAUACUUCUUUUUAUGAUUUAAGAACUAGUUUUUUUGUGGCUUCGUGCCGCAAAUCAUUUAUCUAAUGCUAUUGAAAUGACCUAAUAUUUUUAAUAAUUUUAAAUUUUUUAGUAUAUUAAAGUAAUAAACAUCUUGUAUAUAUAAUAUUUAUAUGGGAUGUCAUCAUAAUGGCUUGAUAAACUCUUCUUUUAUAUUCUCGUAAUGAGUUAAAUUUACUUGUAAAAAAAUACGCAAUUCAGCCUAUGGCUGCGAAGUAUUUUAUUAAAUCUAUCUAUCUAUCUAUCUAUCAAAUAUUGGCGUUGCAACAAACGUGCAACUUUACAGUACAUAUAAGGUAAAAUUACAUUAUUUACAAAUGUGUUAACGUUACAGUUAAUAUAUACCGUAAAACCAAAUUUUAAAAGUCAUUAAAAUUUCUCUAAAACGAUCAGUGCAUAUAAGAUAUAAUAAUUAGAUUAUUUUGAAAUGUGUUAACGUUACUGUUAUAAUAUAUACCGUAUAAAAAAAUUCUAAAAUCAUUAAAAAGAAACUUAUUUAAAAAUGAUUGUUUAAAACGGUCUGUGUAAACUUUUGGCAACAUAAAUUGAUGAUCGCGUUCUUCUUUAGACAUGUGUUGGAGGGAUUCCAAUUUCUGUUCAUGUGGAUGACGAUAGCAAUUUUUCACUAAAUUCAUGAAACCAUCAUGCGAGAGGUAAAAUACUCUGCGUUGGCGGGGAAUCGAACCCCGGUCUCCCUUCUUCGCAAUUUUUACUAUUUCGCUGUGGAUUUAAACACCACCAAGUUAUUUUUAGAACUGGUACACACGUCGUCAGUAAUUACUCAUUGUGAUCUUCUUUAGCUACGUUGUUUGCGGCAGUGCAAAUUAAAAUGAUGGACGUAGCAAAACGUUAACAGCACGAGGACACAAUUCUUAGAAUGUAAGCGCGGAAUAAAAUUUUCCCAUGCCUGGAAUUGAACCCGGGCCAUGUCGGCGAGAGCGCCAGAUCCUAACCACCAGACCAAAUGGGAAUUCGAUCGACCAACAUUGCAACCAACACUAAAUGUAAAAGGCUUCUCUAUUCUGAUAUCGAACAUUUUCAAGAAAAUACCUAAGGUUCGUCAUGACCUUGAAGUGACUUGAACACUUAACCUUCUGGGGCCGGUUGUAUAAAAAAGUGAUUAAAGUUAACUAUAGUUAAGUGGGAACGUCAUCCAAUAAGAAGCGCCAAUUUAAGAGUUAAUCACUAUUUAACUACAAAAUAGUGAUUAAAAAAGUGAUUAAGAGUUUUAUACAACCGGCGCCUGAUCUGGAGUCAGACGCGCUACCAGUUGCGCCACAAGGGCAUCGUUAAAAAGAUUUUCCAGUUAAAUAUCCACGCUGCAGUCUUCGAAACAAAAGUCACCGAAUAUCCUAAAAAGCAUUCCCAUGGCGGGAAUCGAACCCGGGCCAUGGCGGUGAAAACGCCAGAUCCUAACCGCUUGACCACAUGCGACAUUCAUUCAUUCGUACGUCUUUAUUAAAAUCUAUCAUAAAUAUUGGAGUUGCAACAAGCGUGCAACUUUACCGAGUACAUAUAAGAUAUAAUUACAUUAUUUACAAAUGUGUUAACGUUAUAGUUAAUAUAUACCGUAAAACCAAGUUUUGAAAGUCAUUAAAAGUUGUUUAAAACGAUCAGUGCAUAUAAGAUAAAAUAAUUAGAUUAUUUAGAAAUAUGUUAACGUUAUUGUUAUAAUAUAUACCGUAUAAAAAAAUUCUAAAAGUCAUUAAAAAGACACUUAUUUAAAAAUGAUUGUUUAAAACGAUCUGUGUAAACUUUUCGCAACAUAAAUUGAUCAUCGCGUUCUUCUUUAGACAUGUGUUGGAGGGAUUCCAAUUUCUGUCCAUGUGGAUGAUGAUAGCAAUUUUUCACUAAAUUCAUGAAACCAUCAUGCUAGAGGUAAAAUACUCUGCGUUGGCGGGGAAUCGAAGCCCGGUCUCCCGCGUGGCAGGCGAGAAUUCUACCACUGAACCACCAACGCGAUAUAUUGCACAGUCAUUUCUUCGCAAUUUUACUAUUACCGAAAUCAGUAGUGUCUUUUCCGGAAGUUGAAAAGACAGUCAAAAGCCAGUAGAAACUUUCAUGUUUUAUGACGUCACGAUGAAAGAAUGUAGCGUGGAACUUGUAAGUUAUUUUACUUAUUAGUAACUCCCUGUAGUAACUUUGCAUUUCUUCUCCCAGUGCCUUCCCACGAAUAAAAGUUCUCCCUAGU
Molecule: messenger RNA, 3651 nt
Organism: Paramuricea clavata
Lineage: Eukaryota; Metazoa; Cnidaria; Anthozoa; Malacalcyonacea; Plexauridae
Source: the annotation of a GenBank genome assembly